AUGCAACAAAGAUAUGAUGUAAUUGCCGCUCUAUCUUAUACCCUGGAUCCACAUUCGGUGGUAGCCACUUCGUCUUCGGUCUCAAUGAUGUUGAAACCCUCAAAAUUAGGUCUAACCUAUGCUGAGGUAUUAGGUGGUCACUCCUCGCCCAACGAAAGUCAAACUCAAAAAAGCACAAGUCCGGUUUAUGAAGGUCAAACUGUUACAACAGAAAAAGAAAUGCCUAAAGUGCAGGAAAAUGUUAAAACAGAAGAAUAUAUUGAUGAGUUUGGCAAUAAACGCACAAUAAUUACCACCACCACAAAGACCACCACCAGCUCGACCACCACUACCAACCUACCAAACGAAUAUCAAUUGUAUAAGGCUCGUGAAAGUAAUAGGGAAUAUAAGGAAAAUGUUGCACAACAUGAAUUAAAGGUGGACAGUGAAUAUGAUUAUAAUGUUCCUACUAAAUUAGAAGACCCCCAACAACAACAACAACAACCACAAGUUUAUAGACAAGAACCGCAGGUCGGUAAGCAUCAUAUACAAGUGCCUAGAGAGCAGCAAAGAGGUCGUUCACCUAGACGUAAGCAACACAAACCAACACAACGUCAUCAACCAAGCGGUAAGGAACAAACAGAAAUUAAGAUAGAAACCACUAGCACACCCCACUAUGAAACGAAAACCAGUGUUAGUGAACAACAUACCAGAACAACAACAACACAAUUAUUGUUGCCCGAACAAGAUAGAGCACGCUCAAAGAGCCCCAUAUGGGUGCCAGGUUCCACCUCAUAUGCUGAAGUAUUAAGAGGUUUGGAAUUGGAAAGACUAAGACAGCAAUCACUAAAAGAAAAUGCUAUGUUGCAACAACAGCAACAGGAACAACAACAACCUCAAUAUGACUUACAAAUAGAAACUCGUGUAAUACCGCAAGAAACGGUUACAGAAAAGGUGCAGGCGCCUUUACAAAAACCCACAACGGUUAAUCAAACUGAGGUUACAAGCGCAACAACAACAACGACAGCAACAGCAACAAGUAUGUUAAACUAUUACACUGAAAAUGUACAGCCUUCAUCCUCAUCAGCCUCAUCUACAUCGCCGCUGCAACAAGAAUCGGUGGCUAUGCAGGAAAUCGUUAGCACUCAUAGCCUAACUGAUGCAGGCACCACCUAUACUAGUACUUACAAUACGAACAUUCCCAUGACGGCUGAGGAAAUACAAGCCACUUACUUGCAGCCAGAUCUUAAACUCUAUCAGUCAAUGUAUGAAAAUUUGACCGACAGUGAACAGUGGGGUUAUGUGACUCCAGCACCAGUGGUGCCGGUGCAACAAUCACCAUCUGAUACUUUCUAUGAGCAAAUGAUGCAAGUGCAAUAUACACAACCCACUGCUAUGACAACCACUUAUACGGGUUAUCAAUAUCCUACACAAGCGGCGCAAUACCAAUUGGUAGCUGCUACCGCCGGUUAUUAUAAUCCCCAACAAACUCAAACACCAACGGAGGCCUAUCAUUCCGUUUAUGCCCCCACUACAGAACAAAUGUAUUACAAUCAACAGGCCCCACAAAGCGAUUAUCAACAAUAUGCUUAUGAACAAGUGGCCCAGGCUGUUCAACAACAGCAACAACAACAACAACAGCCUCAAACUGAAACAUAUCAAAAUGUUUUAAAUGAUCCUUUGCAGGUUGAGUCCACUUUAAAUAAUGUUGAAACCACUUUAGCCUCCAUGAUUCAACAGACAACUGUUACAUCUACUACUACUACUACACAUAUGCAAACUCAACAAGAGGAAGUGGCUCUGUAUGAGCCCCAAGAGAUACAGGUUGAAGAACCUAUACCCGAUAUAACAUUCGGACAAUUUGAUAUUAAUGAAAUUGAAAAUAUACCACAAGAAAACACUAUGCCACAGACUGAUAAUGUUACCCCAGUAACAGAGAGCAUAGUGGAAACUGUACCACAAACUCAAGCACAGAGUCAAACUCAAACACAUACUCAAACACAUACUCAAGAGUAUGUGACUUAUGUGCCGGAACCCGCGUAUCAGCAACAAGCCCAAAUUGUAGAAAAACCAGAACCGCAAAUAGCGGGCACUACAUAUGCCGAAGUUUUAUUCGGCUUAAAACAUGGCCAACAUUUCCAGCCAUCCAGCCAACAACAGGUCCAUGUUAAAGUUAUGCAAACAACACAACCACAACAAAUUAAAAAACCAACAACAACAACAUCAAACAAUCAGACAACACACUCCCAACCCCAAGAAACGAUUACGACAACAUUAACAACGACAACAACGACUGUGACGAACAAACAACAUAAAACUAAACAACAACAACACCAACAACAAAGAUUCAAAUCUCCUGCUGAUCAUUUACACAGAUCAGGAGACGAGAGUCGUCCAAAAUCGCAAACGCGUCAUACAGAGAAAUUUAUGAAAGAAAUGAUAACGGGCCAUUCAAAUGUUUAUGGAGAGACCACGGUGGUAGAGUCAAAGCCACACAAAACGACAUCUACUGCCCUGGAAACAUUUGAAAAGCCUGAGGAAGUACAUAAACCCAAAGCUAAGAAACCGAAAAAAUCUCGAGAAGAAACCGCAAAACCCGUCUCUUUACAAGACUUUUUAAAUAUUGAAAAACAACACGUGACCGAACAACACUACUCACGAACAACUGUUGAAAGUCAACAACAGAAAAACACUAGCUCGGAACACAAGAAAGACAAAACCAAGGAAGCGAACAAGAAAAAGGUUAAACCAGAAACUGUUACUUCCAAAGUUGAACCCGCUAAGGAACAACCCAAACCGGAGGUUGGCAAAAAAGAUAACAACACCAAAUCCUUGGCUGAUGUUGUUAAAGGUGAGAUAACCGAUUUAGUGGGAAAAUUGUUGCCCUCCAAGAAGAGCAAAAAAGAUAACAGCAAAAAGGAAACAGUAGAAGCUCCGGUCACCACUGUAGAGGUGACAGAAACUAAAGUUGUCAAAGACAAAAAAGAAAAACCUAAAAAAGAGCAAACUUCUACUACUGUUGAAGUUUCGGAAACUAAACCUAUUAAAGACAAGAAAGAUAAAACUAAGAAGGAACAAGUGGAACCACCUGUUACUGUUGCUCCCACUGAAAUUAAAGAAACCAAACCUGUUCAAGAUAAAAAAGACAAAACUAAGAAAGAACCAGUAACAGCAAACACUCCCACAGAAACUUCAGAAACCAAACCCGUAAAAGACAAAAAAGAGAAAACUAAAAAGGAGCAACAACCUCAAGCUCCAGCAGUAGAGGUUGCAGAAACUAAACCUGUUAAGGAAAAGAAAGAUAAAAAUAAGAAAGAUCAAGCACCAACACCAGUAACUACGGUAGAGGUUGCGGAAUCAAAACUUAGUGAUAUUAAAUCCGAAGUUAAACAUGAAAGUGUUGUCCAGGCAACAUCCACAACAACAACAACUACAACCAUGAAAAACUCUACUACUCAGUUUAUUGAAAGCGAAAAACAAACAGCGGUAAGCCAAACUAAGGAUAAGAAAACUAAAAAGGCUCCAGAAACCGAAAAACCUAAAACUGUAGAACCACUAGAAGAAACUCAGCAACCAAAGAGUAAAUCAAAGAAAAAGUCUCAAGACAAAACUAAAGCUCCUCUAGAGGAAGCUACAGAACCUAAACCACAAGAGAAAUCCUCUGAAAAGACAGUUGAGAAAGUUACAGAACCUUCCACCAAACCACAAGAGAAAUCUUCUAAAAAGACAGUUGAGAAAGUUACAGAACCUUCCGACAAACCACAAGAGAAACCUUCCGAAAAGUUAGUUGAGGUUGUAGAGGAACCACAAGAGAAACCCUCUGAAAAGACAGUUGAGGAAGUAAAAGAACCUUCCACCAAACCACAAGAGAAACCUUCCGAGAAGAUAGCUAAGGUGGUAGAAGAACCACAAGAGAAACCCUCUGAAAAGACAGUAAAGGAAGUAACAGAACCUUUCACCAAACCACAAGAGAAGCCCUCUGAAACGACACUUAAGGUGGUGGAAGAACCACAAGAGAAACUUUUCGAAAAGAUAGUCAAGGUGUCGGAAGAGCCACAGGUGACUGAAGUUAACACAGAACCUAGUAGUACCACUAAGGUAACCAAAACUAGUGAAGUCACCGAAUCUGGAGCCAUACUAACCACCACAACGGUUACCAAACAUAUUAAAAAGAGAAUCGUUAAAAUAAUCGUAGACGGUCAGGAGCAAAUUAUAGAAGAAGAAGUGGUAGAUGAUGCACCACAAGAAAAUGUUACCGUCGAAAAGAUUAAUUUGCCAGAGAGCGCCGAUAUUACAGGUGGCAGUGUUACUAGCACGGUUCUGAAAUCGGGCGGUACAGUAACGAAAACCGUUAUUACCAAAACUAAACGUUUAAUAAAACGUAUUUUAGAAAAUGGUGAAGAAAUAGUCGAAGAGGUAAUGGAAGAUGAACCUCAAGUUGAACAACAAGUUACUGAGUUGCCUACAACCACAGAAACUAUUGUACAAACGGUAUUGGAAGAUAAACCCAAAACAGAGAAAACAGUUGCCCAAGAAUACGAAAAAAUGAUUAAGGAACCACAACAAGUCGAAGAGGUAGUACAGGAACCUAAAACAUCCAGUCCUAAAAAGGUUAAAGGCAAAAAAGAUAAAACUAAACCUACUGCUACUGCUCCUAAAUCUGUAGAACCAGAGAAUGGUAUUGAAAAGAAGGAAGAACCUAAACAAGAGGUUAACAUUCCCUCAAAGAGCGAAGAAGAACAUACUACAAUAACUCCUGAAACUCAAGUUACAGAAACUUUGAAAUACCCAGAAACUGCUGAAAUGCCAAAGGAAAUUAUUGCUGAAAAUCAAACUGAAGAGUUUAAUCAAAAAGUUCAAACAACCGCAACCUCUUUCACACAGAUUGUACAAGGUGGCACCAUAACAAAGACCGUUACUACCACCACUAAACGUUUUAUAAAGACCAUUAAUGAAAAUGGUGAAGAAAUCACUGAAGAAGUAUGCGAAGAAGAACCAACAGAGGAAAUUAUUGAAAAUAUAAGUCAACCUACGGAAAUGUCUACAAUUGAAACUGAAACUCAUUCCAAACAGGAAGAAAAGAAAGAAAAGGUAAUCCAAGAAAGUGUGAAAGAAAUCAUUGAAAAUAUAAAGCAACCUUCGGAAAUGGAUGUUAUCGAUAGUGAAAUCAAACCUGAAAAGGUAGAACAAACUCAAGAAGUUAAACAACAAACUCCAGUAGAAGAAAAACCCAAGGAAACAGUAACUGAUACUACAACAACAAUCCAGGAACAACCCUUGGAUACGGCAUUUACACAAAUAGUUCAGGGAGGAACAAUUACCAAGACAUUUACAACCAUCACUAAACGUAUCAUAAAGAGAAUUAAUGAAAACGGUGAAGAGAUCAUUGAAGAGGUAAUCGACGAAGAACCUAAAGUUACCCAAAUGACAUCAGAAUUGCCCACCACGGUUAAAAUGUCGGAAAAUAUUGGCACAAAUGACUUGACUUCCACCACUACCUCACAGGUAACAAGUGGCGGUGUUAUAACACGCACCCUAACCACCAUAACUAAACGUAUAGUGAAACGUAUUAACGAGAAAGGUGAAGAAGUUAUCGAAGAAAUCUAUGAUGAAGAACCUGUCGUUACUCAAGAAGUUUCUAAACUUCCCACCAAGGUGGAAACAUUUGUAAUGUCUAGUCCUCAGGAGGAAACUCAAAUUGUAGAUAAUACACAAAGGAUUUCCGAAUCCACUAACACCGCUCAAGUAAUUGAGGGAGGUACCAUAACACGCACCUUGACUACAAUUACCAAACGUAUUAUUAAACGUAUUAACUCGAAGGGUGAAGAAAUCACCGAAGAAGUUUACGAUGAAGAACCUCAAGUUACUCAAGAAAUAUGCGAACUUCCAAUAACCACAAAAACUGUUACGGUACCAGCAACUGUUACCUCUGUUUCCUCUGUACCCACAACAACAAGUAUAACAUCUUCACAAGUUAUACAGGGUGGUAAAAUCACAAAAACUUUGACUACCACCACGAAACGCAUAAUCACAAGAAUUAAUGAACAUGGUGAAGAGGUCACUGAAGAAGUCAUUGACGAAGAACCCGUAGUAACACAAGAAGUUACUGAGUUGCCAAUUACAACUGAACAAAAUGUAGUGAAAACUCAGGAAAUUCAACAAGACAUACCCAAACCAUUCUCGGCACCUCUGCAGCCAUUCGAUGAAAGUAUUGCUGUAAAACAAGUAGAAGAAAAAGAGUCUGUACCAGUUUCAGAAACUCCAGAAUCUACAACCUCUACACAAGAAGAAGAAGAACAAGAUGGUGGAGUAAUUAAAACUACCAUUAUACGUACUACCAAAAAGGUUAAGAAAAUCAAAACUGAUGAAACUGAAACAACCGAAACUGAUGCCGCAACAAAAUUGUCAACUGAAGUUGUUGAGGAUGAACCUAAGGUUGUACAGAAACCAGUAAAAGAGGAAAAACCACAGCCUGAAACAAUUAAAGAAACUAAAACUGAAGUUCCCACAGAAACAUCUGAGGUAAACGAUAACACGGAUGAGGUUAUCAAAAAGACCAUUGUGCGCACUACCAAGAUUGUCAAAAAGAUUUCACAAAAUACUGAACACGAAAGCGUUUCCCAAGAAGAACCGAGCCAACAGUUACGUAAUGUUGAGUCUCCUAAUCUUAAGGUAGAAGAACCAACAAAUAUUACAGAGCCUUCCGAUGCGGUAUGUGUUGAUAACGAGUCUGGUGGUGUGGUCAAAACCACAACUAUACGCACUACAAAGAUCGUAAAACGUAAACCACAAGAUGAGGAAGUUUCAGAAGAGCAAUCCUCUGAAACCCAAGAAGAACCCGAACAGAAACUUACAAUUGUUGAAGAGCCCAGCGAGGUGGUUAGUGUUACUAACCAAAUGGAUGGUGCUAUUAUUAAAACCACCACCAUACGCACUAUGCGCAUUAUUAAGAAAAUCUCUCAAGAUGGUCGUAUUGUCUUGGAAGAGAGCGAUACACCUGACGAUGUCAUAGUUAAGAGUUCAAUUGAAAUGCCAGAUCAGACACCCUCCCCCUCUAUUACAAGAAGUAGCAGUAGUACUAGUGUUCCCAUUGUAGAUUCUCCUAAACCCCAUGAAAUUGUCUUAACAGGUCUAGAUAAUAUUUCAACGACUGUAGAAAAUCCGUCCUCGCCCUCAGGCAUUAGAGUACUUGGUAUCGAAACAGUACCUGUAACAAUCACACAAAAUACCUCGACCCUUGAUAUGUCAUCAUUAGGGUCAUCAUCGACCACUACUACCACUACCACAACUACCUCAAAAAUGUCUAAACUUACAAUGUCCCAUAAAUAUAGUUUUGAAUCUGACGAUGGUAAGAAUGUUGUAUAUGUAGGUGACGAUUUGGGUGGUAAAUAUCCACCUGGAUCUGUACAGAAGAUUUCGCUAAUAACUCACGAGGAAAAACUUAAGAAUCCCAUCGUUAAAAUGCAUUUAGAUUUGCCUGAAGUUAGUCUUAAAGUUACCGAAACCGUUACCGAUAAUUACGAACACUCACAAAGAGAUUUAGAACAACGCGAAUCCGAAGAGAAACUUAUAAUGGUUUCCAAGGAAGAAAAACCACAAUUAGUUGAAGAUACUAAGGUAAUAGUAGAGGAAACACAUAAUUUGGUUAGUGAAGUUUCACAAGAAACUGAAGAGACAGUUAAAAAUGUAGAACAAGUUUCUACCGUUGUAGAACAAUCAGUUGUUGAACAGUUAGAGGAAUCCAAAAAGGAAAUAGUUCAAAAUGUAGAAGAUGUUACUACCGUUGUAGAACAGGUUUCUGCUGUAGAAAAUGUUGAGGAAUCCAAGAAGUUAGAUAUUGUAGAAGAAAAGGUUGUUGAACAAAUUAAGGAAGAAAUUGUCAUGACUCCUGAAGAGGAAAGCCUCUUUAAGGAAAUUCAAAGAAAAUUAGCUAAGAAAGAUAAGAAAAAGAGACCUGCUUUACCCGAAGAAUUCCUUAUGGCUGAAGCCACUAAGGAAUCUUCAGAACCUGAGCAGAAAUCAGUUGUAGUCGAAUCGGAAGUUAUUAAUGAACCAACUGUUAUACCCCAAAAACAAGAAGAAGAGCAAAAUGUUACACUUCUUUCUAGUACUAAUGAAAUUGUUGUUGUUCCUAAAGAUGAGUCAAAUUAUAUAGAUAAAUGUAUAACAAUGGUAAGCACCAUAGAAACUGCUAAACAGCUUGCAACUAACCUCAACAGCAUUAGUCCGUCCGCUUUGUGUUAUGAAAUUCCUAAAUACUAUUUGCCUCAAUUGCUCUUGGCUGAACGCAGUUAUCACACACUAAUCAAACAAGGUAAUGAGCAAUUUACAAGUGAACAAACACCAACUACGUCGACAAACACCAACGAACAAGUAGCAGAAGUAGAGAAGCCUUAUAAGGCACCUUUACAACCAUUCCCCGAAGAUAAAACAGAGCUCAACGUCACCGAGGAUAAUAGAGAGCUGUCCACUACUACAACAGUCAUCACAACUACUACAACUACUACCACAUCAACCGUUACGAGCAGUGACGAAAUUUCCCAUGAAUUGUCUACACAAAAUAAUUUCUAUAACUUUGAAGUACCUAAAUAUAAUAUUGGUCACUUGAACGAAGCCGAAAAGGUUUUGGUUCUUACUAGGAAAUCUGAAGUUCAACCCAAGGUUGAUGAUACCAAGGAUGAACCUGCUGUUACAUCUGAUGUAACUGAAACUACCGAAAAGAUUGAAUCAACGACUACAGAAACAUUGGUUGAACAACAAAAUGUUACAUCAACCACGGAAAUUGUUAGAGAAGAUAUUUCGGUUGUAAAAGAAGAAACUUCUACCGAAUUGGAUACAGUAACACCGGAAGAUGUUGUGAAACACUUCGAAGUACCCAAAUACGAUUUGAAAUCCUUUAACAAGGCCGAAUCGCAAAUGGUACUCAUUGAAACUCCUAAGCCAGUAGAAAAAGAAACUGAAAUCGAAACACCCGAAAAAUCAACUCCAGUUACACCUGCUGAGGUAGACAAACCUAAAACUGAAGAUAUUGUUGAUGUACCAGAAAAACCAUACUCAGCACCUUUACAGCCCAUGGAAGAGGUUAAACCAACUCAACCUUCAACAGCUGAACCUUCAACGGUUGAAACUGAAAAGGAGUCUGUACAAAAUAUUUGUCACUUUGAAGUGCCUAAAUAUAAUUUGAAAUCCUUUAAUUUGGCCGAAACACAAAUGAUACUCACAAACAUUUCGGAAGCAGUAGUACCAGAAACUGAAAUCAAAUCCGAAGAAGUUACUAAAGUACCAGAAACAACUGUUGUAGAGCCAGAACAACAGCCAACAACAGAACAACCAACUCAAACUUUAAUUUCGGAAACUGUAACAGAAGUAACAGAAACAACUCAAGAUAUUCUUCAACACUUUGAAGUACCCAAAUAUGAUGUGAAAUCCCUUAAUAAGGCUGAAUCUCAAAUGGUUAUUUCAAAAACUGAAACACCAGUUAAGGAAGUUCAGAUCGAAUCGGAUAAAACUGUUAUUGAAGUUUCCGAAAAACCAACUCCAGCCACAACAGAAGAACCACCUUUACAACAACUACAGGAAGUUGAAACAACACAACAAGUUUUACCUGCAGAACCAUCAACAGAUAUUGUUGAAAACAUCUGCCACAACUUUGAAGUACCUAAAUACAAUGUGGUAUCAUUAAACAAAGCUGAAAGCCAUAUGAUUACCACCUUGAAAAAUGUUGUUCAAACUGUGGAACAAACAGUUAUUUCAGAACCUAAGGCUGAGCCUGAAAUCACCGAAAAGAAACCGGAAGAAAAGCCUUUAACUGAAUCAACUCAAACAACAACAACUGAAGAAAAGGUAAUUGAAGUAGUUUCUACAGAGAUUAAAGAAGCUCCUAAAGAGGAAACUAAACCCGCCUAUGCUGGCCUUCCCGUCGAUGAAUCUACCAAUGCUUGGAUGGAUGUUAUCGAUGAGCCAAUGGUAUUCUCUGAUGAUGAAGAAGAAACUACAGAACCCGAAAAGGUUACUGAAGUUGAAGCAAAGAAACCUGAAGAAAAGCCUACUUCUACCGAAUCAGUUCAAACAACAACUGUAGAAAAGGUAGUAGAAGUAGUUUCUGCAGAAAUUAAAGAAGCUCCUAAAGAGGAAACUAAGCCCGCAUAUGCUGGCCUUCCCGUGGAUGAAUCCACUAAUGCUUGGAUGGAUGUUAUCGAUGAGCCAAUGGUAUUCUCUGAUGAUGAUGAAGAAGAAAUAACAAAAACAACUGAAACUGUUAUAACCGAAGAGAAGCAUGAAGUUGCUACAGCGGAAGAUGUAACCCAAACAGUUAGUGAUUCUACAAAAACAGUUGAAAUAUCUGAGAAACCCGAAAAAUUGGAAUCUGAAACUAAAAAGCCAUUCGAGGCACCACUUGAGCCAAUUACCACUACAGAAGUUAAAGAAACUCCCAAAGAUGUUAGUAAACCUGCUUAUGCUGGUCUUCCCGUCGAUGAAUCUACCAAUGCUUGGAUGGAUGUUAUCGAUGAGCCAAUGGUAUUCUCUGACGAUGAAGAAGAAACUACAGAACCCGAAAAGGUUACUGCCAUUGAAACAGAGAAACCAGAAGAUAAGCCAGUGACUGAAACUACAACUGAGGUGGUUUCUACAGACAUGAAAGAGGCUCCAAAAGAUGUUACUAAACCCGCUUAUGCUGGUCUUCCCGUGGAUGAAUCCACUAAUGCUUGGAUGGAUGUUAUCGAUGAGCCAAUGGUACUCUCGGACGAUGAAGAAGAAGUUGCUAAAUCCGAAACAACUACCGAAGUUGAAACAACUGAAACUGUUAUAACCCAAGAAAGUAAAAUAACUGAAGUUGAGAGAACAGUAGUUGAAAAGGAUGUAACUCAAACUGAUUCUACAGAAACAAUUGAAGUAUCUGAGAAACUAGAAAAAUUGGAAACUGAAACUAGCAAACCAUUCGAUGCUCCACUUGAGCAAAUUACUUCAGUAGAACCCGAAAAGGUUUAUGUAGUUAAAACAAUAAAACCAGAAGAAGAACCCGUAACUCAACCUGAAGUGGUUCCUACAGAAAUUAAAGAAACUCCUAAAGAUGUUACUAAGCCCGCUUAUGCUGGCCUUCCCGUGGAUGAAUCCACCAAUGCUUGGAUGGAUGUUAUCGAUGAGCCAAUGGUAUUCUCUGAUGAUGAGGAGGAAGAAACUACAGAACCCGAAAAGGUUGCUGAAGUUGAAGAAAAGAAACCCGAAGAAAAGCCUACCACUGAAUCAGUACAAACAAUAGCUGAAGAAAAGGUAGUUGAAGAGGUUUCUACAGUCAUCAAAGAAACACCUAAAGAUGUAACUAAACCCGCAUAUGCUGGCCUUCCUGUCGAUGAAUCCACCAAUGCUUGGAUGGAUGUUAUCGAUGAGCCAAUGGUACUCUCGGACGAUGAAGAAGAAGUUGCUAAAUCUGAAACAACUACCGAAGUUAAAACAACUGAAACUGUUAUAACCCAAGAAAGUAAAAUAACUGAAGUUGAGACAACAGUAGUUGAAAAGGAUGUAACUCAAACUGAUUCUACAGAAACAAUUGAAGUAUCUGAGAAACCAGAAAAAUUGGAAACUGAAACUAGCAAACCAUUCGAUGCUCCACUUGAGCAAAUUACUUCAGUAGAACCCGAAAAGGUUGAUGUAGUUGAAACAAUAAAACCAGAAGAAAAACCCGUAACUCAACCUGAAGUGGUUCCUACAGAAAUUAAAGAAACUCCUAAAGAUGUUACUAAGCCCGCUUAUGCUGGCCUUCCCGUGGAUGAAUCCACCAAUGCUUGGAUGGAUGUUAUCGAUGAGCCAAUGGUAUUCUCUGAUGAUGAGGAAGAAACUACAGAACCCGAAAAAGUUGCUGAAGUUGAAGAAAAGAAACCCGAAGAAAAGCCUACCACUGAAUCAGUUCAAACAACAGCUGAAGAAAAGAAACCCGAAGAAAAGCCUACUACUGAAUCGGUUCAAACAACAACUGAAGAAAAGGUAGAUGAAGAGGUUUCCACAGGCAUUAAAGAAACUCCUAAAGAUGUUUCUAAACCCGCUUAUGCUGGUCUUCCCGUGGAUGAAUCCACCAAUGCUUGGAUGGAUGUUAUCGACGAGCCAAUGGUAUUCUCUGAUGAUGAAGAAGAAAUCACUAAAACUACUACUGAUAUUAAAACAACUGAAACAGUCAUAACGCAACAAAGUAAAAUAACUGAAGAGAAACACGAAGUUGCGACAACAGUGGUUGAAGAAGAUGUAACCAAAACAGUUACUGAUUCUACUAAAACAAUUGAAGUAGCUGAGAAACCUGAAAAAUUGGAAACUGAAAGUAACAAGCCAUACGAUGCUCCACUUGAGCCUUUAACGGCCCAAGAACCUAAGGCAGUUGAUGAUGAACAACCUUCAGAUAUUGUUGAAAAGCCAUUACCAACAAUGAAGCAAGAAGUUGAAACAAUUGUUGAAACCACAACAACAUCAACUGAAUUCAUCGAAACACUUGAAUCAGAAGAUCAAAAACCUACGGAAGAUAAUGCUGUUAUUACCAAAUCAGAAGAUCAACUUGUUGAAGAUACUAGUGCUUACACUAAAAAUGAAUGGAGUAAUGUUGUCCAUGAUGAGCCUAAAGAAUCAAUUCAGCCAGUAUUUAAACAAACCCAAUGGACCGAUACUCCCGAUGAGCCUAUCGAUCAUCAACAGGACGAAAAGACAAUUAUCGAUACCUGGUCUAGUGUGUUGGAAGAUAAUACACCUAGCAUAUCUUCCAUAGCUUUGACAUCGAAACUUUCACCAAAUGCACCAGAGUUUACGCCUUCGUACUUGCGUCAUGCUUUCUCUGAUCAAACACAUACAUUCUUGGCAAAUGAAAGAAUCUAUAACGAAUUCGUUCCUAGAAAUAAGCAGGCCACUAAACCAAGAAGACAAGAAAAGCCACAACACUCAGCAAAACCAAAGAAACAUUCGAAAUCGCCUAAACAUAGCCAAGAAAGAGUUCCUAAACCAGAAAAGGUUGAGAAAUUCUCAGAUGUUUUCGAAACAGUACAACAUAAGACAACUGAAGUUUAUGAACCCGAACCUAAACCUGUAUUUGAGGAAACUAAUGUUUGGCAGACAAUUCCACAUGGUAAAACUUAUGCCGAUAUAUUGUUAGGUGAAAAUGGACAACCUCUGGAGAGUCAACCGACAACAAUUGUAACAACUAAAGUUGUUAAAACUGAAGAAGUUUUGACUCAAGAAAGAAAGGAAAGUGGAGACAAAAAGUCACCUAAAGUUCAUGAGCCUAAAGUUAUUGAAACUUCUGAAGUGAAAACUAAAACCACCAAGAAAGAAAAACCCAAAAAGGAGAAGAAACCAAAACAAGCUCCUGUCAAACCGGAUGAAACUGUUAAAGACAUUAAACCUACUGUUGUUGAACCAGAAAAAGUUGUGGAGGUCUCAGAAACUAAAGAGCAACAUACUGAAAAUAAGGAUAAAACUACAGUUUCUAAAACUGAAUUUUCUUGGGCUUCACUUGUACAAAAACCAGGUGAAUGGAUUGACAAUACAUUGUUGAAGAAGCAAAAACCAGAACCUGAAGAAAAGAAGGAAGAACCCAAAGAAACUAAGAAACCAGAAACGAAAAAGACAAAACCAAAGAAACAAGAACGCAAGGAACACAAAUCACCAGUUAAACCCGCUGUCGAAGAAGAAGUUUUAGAAAAGCCCACUGCCGAAGUAAUUGAAACUGUAACACUAAAACCAGAAGAAACUGUGACAGAAACCCAAGAAACUACUGAAGUUAAUACCUCAACUUGGGCUUCUCUUGUAAAACGUCCCGGUGAAUGGGUAGAUGUAGUUGCAGCUAAGGCAACCUCUGUUGUAACUAAGAAACCUGAAGUUAAACCAGUUGAAAAGACUGAACCUAAGAAAAAAUCGAAGGAUAAAAAACCAAAAUCCGAAACCAAAUUAACUUCUUCGGACUCUGAUGAAAGCGAUAAAUCUUCUAAGAAACAAAAGAAGGAAACCAAACCCAAAUCAAAGGAUGUUAGUCCUGCUAAGAAACCCAUCGACGAUGUCAUUGAAGAACCUAAGCCAAUAGUCCAAGAAGUAGUUCAAGCUCCAAAAACCAGGUGA
This is a messenger RNA of Lucilia sericata (common green bottle fly), 14070 nucleotides long. Its product is annotated as titin-like. Lineage: Eukaryota; Metazoa; Arthropoda; Insecta; Diptera; Calliphoridae. The record is from RefSeq and is a predicted model, not a curated record. The transcript has 2 exons. The coding region runs from base 1 to 14070 and encodes 4689 amino acids.